AUGUUUGAGGAGUGUGUCUGCCUACUUCUUAGAGUCAAUUUGUUUAAACUUUUGAUUGUGGAGAAUCAGGAAGACAUUUAUGAUGAUGCUGAAGAUUAUUAUCCAUAUAAGGAGGAAGAAGAUGAUCUAGAUGAAGUUUGCUUUAGUAGUUCAACAAAUCUUUUUAUUGGUAAUCGAAGCUGGGGAGACAAUGGAUAUGUUAGGUUAGGACGCCAAGAAGUGAGGCCAAUCUAUCAACCAAAUUUCCAGGACUCUAGUGUAGGUCCAUCCCAAAAACCUAAGGAGGCUGUGGAAAGUGCAACUGGGUCACGGACUAUUAGUGCACUCAAACACGAAGCAGCUGAUAAAGAUGCUAAAUAA
Messenger RNA from Juglans microcarpa x Juglans regia, 360 nucleotides. RefSeq lists its product as uncharacterized. The record is from RefSeq and is a predicted model, not a curated record. The transcript has a single exon. NCBI's taxonomy places the organism in Eukaryota, Viridiplantae, Streptophyta, Magnoliopsida, Fagales, Juglandaceae. Bases 1 to 360 code for a protein of 119 amino acids.